Molecule: messenger RNA, 5765 nt
Organism: Calidris pugnax (ruff)
Lineage: Eukaryota; Metazoa; Chordata; Aves; Charadriiformes; Scolopacidae
Gene: ARHGEF12
Product: Rho guanine nucleotide exchange factor (GEF) 12
Exons: 41
Coding region: 265-4908 (1547 amino acids)
Biological process (GO): G protein-coupled receptor signaling pathway; Rho protein signal transduction
Cellular component (GO): cytoplasm
Molecular function (GO): G protein-coupled receptor binding; guanyl-nucleotide exchange factor activity; GTPase activator activity
Source: RefSeq, a predicted model, not a curated record
UUUUUUUUUUGAACAUCCCCACACUUCCCUUCCGUGGUCUGGAUAUUCCGGGUGACUGCAAGAAGAGUUUUGGAAUUUUUGUUUUGGUGUUUUUUUUUUUUUCUUUUUCCUGCCCUUGAACUGAAUUUGCCCUCCGUGCAUGCCCCUUCUGGAGCAAGGCUGGAUCCUGAACCUCAGUGCAUGUGGGGGGCAAAGCCUCGUUAAUAUUCCUGCAGUAAUAGUAAAAUGUAAAUUGGAUAAUACGACUUCUUGCCAAAGGCUCCAAUGAGUGGCACACAGUCCACAAUCACGGACAGGUUUCCUCUCAAAAAACCUACAAGGCACGGCAGCAUUCUGAGCAGAGAGUCUCCAGCUGACAAGAAACAGAAGGUUGAACGCUGCAGCAGCACACACGACUUUGAUCCGACAGAUAGCUCCUCCAAGAAGACAAAGUCUAGUUCGGAGGAGAGUAGAUCGGAGACGUAUGGUCUUGUUCAACGGUGCGUUGUCAUCCAACGGGAUGAGAACGGAUUUGGGCUGACAGUCAGCGGAGACAACCCAGUCUUCGUGCAGUCCGUCAAAGAAGAUGGAGCAGCCAUGCGGGCUGGAGUGCAAACAGGUGAUAGAAUUAUCAAGGUGAAUGGCACCCUUGUAACACACUCAAACCAUUUGGAGGUGGUAAAGCUGAUCAAGUCGGGUUCCUAUGUAGCUCUCACUGUCCAGGGGCGCCCACCGGGGUCGCCCCAGAUCCCACUAGCUGAUUCUGAAGUGGAUCUGGCAGCGUUUGGGCAUAUGUCUCCCAUCAUGACAUCUCCUCAUUCACCUGGCAUGUCAGGAAAUGCAGAAAGGAUCACUAGCCCCGUGCUUGUGGGGGAGGAGAAUAAUAUUGUCCACAACCAGAAGGUGGAGAUUCUGAGAAAGAUGCUACAGAAAGAGCAGGAGCAGCUGCAGUCUCUGCAAGAAGAGUACAGCCGAUCACCCACCACGCGACUGCUCAAAGAGAUACAGGAAACAAAGAAGCACAUUCCUCAGCUGCAGGAGAGGUUGUCCAAAGCCACAGGCUCUACUCAGGAUGGAGUCUUGUCCUCCAGGUCUGCGGCGGAAUCGCUGCAGUUCAGUGAAGUGGAGGCAGAGAGCGGGGAUGGUGUGAGCAAACUGGAUUACAGUGGUGACAGCCCCUCCCGACCAAGCAGUGACAUUGCUGAUAGUCCUCGCAGUGGCUUGAAGGAGCGGAUUUAUCCGGAGGAGAGCCCAGAGAAGGCUGAGGUUCAAGAUACUGAUUCCCAGUCCAGUGUUGGAAGUCCUUUAUCCCGAGUGGGGCCUCAGAUCAUCGGAGCAGAGGAUGACGACUUUGACACUGAACAGGAGCAGAUUAAUGGACAAUGCAGCUGUUUCCAAAACAUUGAGCUCCUGAAAUCUCGCCCAGCUCACCUGGCUGUUCUUCUGCAUCAUGUGGUGUCCCAGUUUGACCCUGCAGCAUUGUUGUGCUACCUUUACACAGACUUGUACAAACAGACCAACUCCAAAGAGACUCGCCGUGUCUUCCUGGAGUUUUACCAGUUCUUCUUGGACCGAGCUGCAAAUCUAAAAGUUCCAGUUCCGGAUGAAAUCUCCUUAGAACUAGAAAGAAGGCGGCCAGAACUCAUUCCUGAAGAGCUUCAUCGCCAGCUUAUACAAACUAUGCAAGAUAAAGUCUGUCCAGAAGUUCAAAGGAAUCUGGAAGAUUUCAGGCAGAAACGUAGCAUGGGGUUGACCCUGGCAGAAGGAGAGCUGACCAGGCUGGAUGCAGAAAGGGUUCGUGACCGGAAUGCGGUGGAGAAGGAAAGAGCAUGUGCAGAACAGAUUAUUGCUAAAAUCGAGGAAGUCUUGAUGACAUCUCAGCCUCUGGAAGAAGACAAGAGUUCCACGAUGCAGUAUGUGAUUCUUACUUACAUGAAACACCUGGGAGUCAAAGUUAAGGAACCUCGAAACCUGGAGCAGAAGCGGGGCCGCAUUGGUUUCCUGCCAAAGAUCAAGCAAAGUAUCAAGAAAGAGAAAGAAGGAGAGGAGAAAGGAAAGAGAAGAGGCUUUCCUAAUAUUCUUGGCCCACCAAGGAGACCGAGUCGACAUGACAGCAGUGCAAUUGGCAGAGCCAUGGAAAUGCAGAAGCCCCGCCAUCCAAAGCACUUACCUACAGCAUCUUCUGUUAGCCCAGAGCCACCAGAUUCUAGCAAGCUGCGCCAGAGCGGGUCCUCCAGUGAUGGAACAGAGGCACCAUACCCUCCUGCCAACCCAAUGUCUCCUUUGGCAAUGGGUCCCUUUUCCUCUCCAGAGGGAAGCAAAGACAGCGAAACAGGUUUGAAGCAGACUGGAGAAGCUCCACCUGCUAAUGACUGUAUGGAUGGCACACCCCGCACACCUAAUAACACCUUUGAAUUCCCAUCUCCUUUGGAAAACUUGCAGGAGGAGGAAGGAGAAUCAGAGAGAAUGGUUGACAUGGGAACACCAAAGCCUUUUCGCAAGAUGGACAGUGUUGGUUUCGCAGAUGUGCAAAGUGAAGACGAGCUGUAUGAUUUUGACAUGGACAUGGACCCUCCCAACUGGCAGCAACUCGUGAGCCGAGAAGUGUUGAUGGGGCUGACAGCCUAUGAAAUCAAGCGCCAAGAAGUGAUUAAUGAGUUGUUUUACACCGAGAGAGCUCACGUCCGCACGCUGAAGGUUCUGCAUAACGUCUUCUACCAGCGCGUCACCCGGGAGGGGAUCCUGAACUCCAGUGACAAACGGAAAAUCUUCUCAAAUCUUGAGGAUAUCCUUGGGCUUCAUGUUGCAUUGAAUGAUCAGAUGAAAGCGGUCCGAAAAAGGAACGAGACUUCUGUUAUUGGCCAAAUUGGGGAAGACUUGCUUUCCUGGUUUAGUGGACCAGCAGAGGAGAAGCUGAAACACGCAACUGCCACUUUCUGCAGUAACCAGCCCUUUGCUCUGGAGGUCAUCAAGUCACGCCAGAAGAAGGACUCUCGCUUCCAGACUUUUGUGCAGGAUGCUGAGAGUAAUCCGCUGUGUCGCCGGUUGCAGCUGAAGGAUAUCAUUCCCACAGAGAUGCAGAGGUUGACUAAGUACCCCCUUCUGCUGGAUAACAUUGCUAAGUACACAGAGCUGCCCGAAGAGAAAGAGAAAGUGAAGAAAGCAGCAGAUCAUUGUCGUCAGAUCCUCAACCACGUGAACCAGGCUGUCAAAGAGUCUGAGAACAAGCAGCAUUUGGAAGAUUAUCAGCGUCGUCUUGACCUGUCCUACUUGAAGCAGUCGGAGGAUCCCAUGAUGGAUGAGUUCAGGAACUUGGACCUGACAAAGAGAAAAAUGCUUCAUGAAGGACCUCUAACUUGGAAGGUGAAUCGUGACAAAACUAUCGAUCUCUACACUCUGCUUCUGGAGGACAUUCUGGUGCUGCUGCAGAAACAAGAUGAUAAACUGGUACUGAAGUGUCACAGUAAAAUCUUGGCAUCGACAGCUGACAGCAAACACACCUUCAGUCCUAUCAUCAAACUGAACACCGUUCUGGUUCGUCAGGUGGCAACAGAUAACAAAGCUUUCUUCGUCAUCUCCAUGUCAGAAAAUGGCGCUCAUAUUUAUGAACUGGUGGCACAGACUGUUUCAGAAAAGAAUGUAUGGCAGGACCUUAUAGCUCAGAUGGCAGGGACUGUAAAAAUGGAGAGUACAAGAAGAGUGAUUCCAUUACCACAGUCAGGACCUGGCGAAGAAGAGCGUGAAGAAGAGGUACAGCAGAAGCUCAAAGAGCAGCACGACAUUCCUGCCAGUAGCCUACAAAGUCCAGAUAAAGAUUUGGGCCUCGAGUCUCCCUUAAUACUGAACGCUCAGUCUUCUUCGCCCAUCAUGUCUGAAAAGUCCAAGGUAGAAAGUCUUCUUGCUUCAGAAAGACAGUUUGAUAAGGUGCAGCAGGCAGAGCUGACACUUAAAGAGUCUCCUGCUUGCUAUGAACACACAACCACCAGUUUGCCUCCGGUAUCAGAAGGACAGUGGGCACUGGAUGCAUUAAGGAACUUGGGCCUGCUGAAGCAGUUGUUGGUGCAGCAGCUUGGCUUCUCUGAGAAGGGGACCCUCGAAAGCCGGCAGCGCUUCCCCAGGUUUAGGACCGUUUCUCAAGAAGCCCAAACGGAGAGUGGGAGUGAGCCUGGACUACAGCACUCUGAGAAUAACAAAUUUCACCAGCCUGGAACAGACAGAACGCUUCCAAGAACCGGGACUAAUGAGUCCACAGCUAAUUAUGGCCUCCGGACUUCAGGUGAAUCAGCAGGUUCAGGGGAUGCCAUGCAGCUGGCUGGGAGAGACCCCGGGUCGAGCAGUAGCUCGGCGAUAGACCGCAUGAGUGUCAACCUGGAGAUCUCGACCUCAGAGCUGGAAGGGGUGGGUGCUGACGACAGUGGAGAGCAUUUUUUUGAUGCUCGAGAAGCUCACAGUGAUGAAAAUCCAUCUGAAAGUGAACUAAUGGAGAGGAAGGAGGAAGAGGAUGUGCAAAUACGGAUCUCAGGAAAUUAUUUGAUCCUUGAUGGAUAUGGAACGGUGCAGGAGAGCUCCACGGACGAGGAGGUAUCAUCCCUGGUUCUCCAGUGCACUGCAGGUGGCCGCACCGCUUUGGACUCUGGGCAGCAGCAGCAGCAGCCACUUUCCCCCCGGGACACCCAGUCGGACGGAGGGGGCUCCCCGUUUGCCGAGGAGAUGGUGAUGGCCUCACGCUGGGGGGGAGCAGAAGAGUCCUCCUCCUUUGUAGCAAGCCCUCACUUCUCUCUAGAGUCGCGCGUGCAGAUGAUGCAGUAUAUUCAGAAGAUAGAGGACGACCUUGAAAAGUUAAAGGAGGUUGAGGAAGACUACACCAUCCUCCGACGCCAAGGGCUGGCUGGCUCAGCCUCCGUGGGAGAGCACUCAGAGAAAAGCUAGUCAUGUUUCCUGGAGUGGCUGAAGAUUGGAUGAAGAGUAUCAGGACACAGCACCCGCUGUCUUCCUUGUGGACUCUGAGACGAGAGGGUUUGGACCAUCCAAACAUGAACCAUACUCUAGCAAAGUGGGCAUGGGGUGCUUUUCCUGUGGGGCAUCUGCACUAUCUUGUCAGUGAGGGAGUCUAUUCUAUUCUGCUCCUCUCCUUGCUACCAGAAAUUCAUUUUUCAGAACAGAAAAAACCAAACCAAAUGUACAGAGCUUUGGGUGUAGGAUAUAAAAAAUGUAUUUAGACAUUUAAAAAAAAAAAAAAAAAAUCAAUGUAUUUAUUUGACUUCAUUCCGUGUAUCAAAAGCACAUUUUAAUUUUUUAAUCUGCCUUUUUUUUUUGUUCUAUUUUAAUUGGGUAGUGACAGUUCUAGCCCGCUGCAUGUGGUGCACCCUGCUUGCCCCUGCUCCCGAGGCGAGGGGCAGGGCUGGGGGCAGGGGGGGGUGCCUGUGUGCAAGUGCAUCUUCACUGGACUGGACUCUGCACUCCCUGCUGGCACUCAGACUGCCAGGCCAAGAGCUACUUAUGAAGGUGUCAGGAUGACUCGUGGCUGGAACUAGCUGUAUUCAACAAUUGCAUGGGAACUGCUCGUGUCACCACACGCCUACCAAGACUUUUCCAUGCACUAAAUAGCCAGGCACUUCAGAUGGGCAAAUUUUCUUUUUUCCCCUCUCCCAUUAGAGGUCUCUUUUGUUGACAUGCAAGAUUAUACUGGGAGAGGAGAAAGAUAGGUUUAAUUUUUUUUUUUUCUUGACUUUGUUGGCUUUGAUCAUUGUCUCCUUUGUAAAGUGAUAAAAAUACUUGGACCUGCA